This is a messenger RNA of Eruca vesicaria subsp. sativa (arugula), 1309 nucleotides long. The record is from the annotation of a GenBank genome assembly. NCBI's taxonomy places the organism in Eukaryota, Viridiplantae, Streptophyta, Magnoliopsida, Brassicales, Brassicaceae.
CAGUUGCUUUAAGACACGUUUCUUCAAGCAGCAUUAUGGAACGGCGACGUAAUCCACCGGCCACGUGUCGUUAAUACAGGUCACUCGGCGGCCACUUGCCUCCUCUCAGUCAAGAGGGGGUUGUCUCUAAUGUCUAAAAGUGGGUUUUCUUCUUCAGGUCAAUUUCAAAAUAAAGCUUUUCAUCUUCUUCUUCUUCUUCACCGUCUCUGUUAACUCCGACAUGUUUCUUCUUUCCGUAUGAUUUUAUUAUUCUAUAUUUUUGUUUGAUAUACAAAGUUCUUCAUCAUCUGAGAAACAAAACAAGAAAAAUAAAAAAACUUUAUUUUUUCUUUUCUUGGUUUUGUUUUAUAAUCUAAUGGGGGAAGAAGCAAGGGCAUGGAACAGAGAAGUGACAAAUCUUUCUCUAGACAUAAACAAGUACCCGAGAGAUCUCUUACGAGGCUUCAUGUCUGAAAACGUUGUUAACGGAAGAAAUGAAACAUCAGACUGCGAAGAUGAGACAGCUGUUGAGCUGAAUCUUGGUUUGUCUUUAGGAGGUCGUUUCGGAGUAGACAAGACUCCGAGGAAGCUUAAACGAUCAUCUUCCGUUUUGAGCACUAUGCCGUUUGAGAAGAGUUCUUCUAUCGUGGCUGACAAGGAGGAGGAGGUUGAGCCAGAGAAUUACACUGUGGGUUUAGCGAGAACGACGUCGUUACCAGCGGAGAUGGAGGAGGAAUGGAGGAAAAGGAAAGAGAUGCAGUCACUUAGGAGAAUGGAAGCUAAGAGAAGGAGAUGUGAGAAACAGAGUUCCCAAACGACGUCGUUUGACACUGAGAGAUGGGUCACUGCUAGUAAAAGUGGGUUUCUACAAAGACAUUUGGUUUCUCCUAGACAAGUGUGUGUUGAUUCUCUUGUAGGAGGUAGCUCGUCGAGCUUGUCGGAGAUGGACAACAAGAAUAACCAACAAGGUUCAUCAAACAGUUGUGGUGAACCAAGUCCGAAGAUGAUGACAAGAUGUUCAUCUAAUAACAGCGAAAGCCAUGGAACAGAGAAAGGGAAUGAGAAGGAGAAUGGUAAAGGCAAAGGCACGGAUACGUCUGCUGCUGGUUUGUUUGACAUGCCGUGUGUGUUCACUAAAGGUGACGGUCCAAAUGGUAGACGUGUUGAUGGGAUUCUAUACAAGUAUGGCAAAGGAGAGGAAGUUAGGAUCAUGUGUAUUUGUCAUGGUAGUUUCUUGACACCUGCUGAGUUUGUUAAACAUGGUGGUGGUGGUGAUGUUGAUCGUCCUCUUCGGCAUAUCGUUGUCAAUACUUCUCCUUCAAGGUUUUGA